AUGGCGCGCCCCAAGCAGUCGCCUCGCCACGCCGCGCAGUACGUUGAACUCCCACCGCGAGGACCAGUGGAGGCGCUUGUAUACUGGCGCAACGCAGCGCGAUCGGGUGCAGCGCUGGGCGCGGGAUUAGUCCUGCUAAUAGCAUUGGCCUGCUGCUCCGUGGUGUCCGUGUUUGCCUACUGCUCACUGCUGGCACUUUCCGCCGCUGUCGCUUUUCGUAUCUACAAAAAUGUUCUUCAGGCCGUUCAGAAGACCAAUGAAGGACACCCCUUCAAAUGGCUCCUGGAACGGGACGUGAGCGUGAGUGCGGAGCGGGCACAGGCGCUGGCCGCCUCCGCUACGGCACACCUUAACGCCGCCCUGCAUGAGCUUCGCAGGUUGUUCCUGGUAGAAGAUCUGGUGGACUCUCUGAAGUUUGGAGUUCUGCUGUGGUGCCUCACAUACCUCGGGGCAUGCUUUAACGGCAUCACGCUCGUCAUACUCGGCUGGAUAGCGCUUUUCACGCUGCCUAAAGCUUACGAGAUGAACAAGGCGCAAGUUGACGCCAAUCUGGAAUUAGCGCGCGCAAAGAUCAACGAGAUAACCGCUAAGGUCCGCGCGGCUGUGCCCUUGGGCAGGAAGACAGAGAGUGACAAGGAAAAGUAG
Molecule: messenger RNA, 645 nt
Organism: Pieris macdunnoughi
Lineage: Eukaryota; Metazoa; Arthropoda; Insecta; Lepidoptera; Pieridae
Source: the annotation of a GenBank genome assembly